AUAUGUAAUUAUAAAGAUAGGGCGGAUACUUGUCCCAUUUAGUUGAAUUAAAUCGGAAAAUUCGGAUAGGCUGGUUUACAACAGUGUUUUGAACCAUACUGAGAGGAUAGUUUUAAUUUGUUCUUCAUUUUCUACGAAGUGAAAUUGUUUUCAACAUCAGUUUGUUACGCUGAGAAAAUACUAUUGAAUGACUGGAUUUUCUACUUGUAUUUUCUAAAUAACGUGCGUUAAUACACAGGAACAAUGAUGCAUCAUCUGCCAUUAAGUUUUUACUACACGCCGGAACAGCUUAAGUCCUUUUACAACUCGGAACAACUUAAAUUGUUGUAUGGAAGUGAACAUCUUAAGGCAGCUUAUGGACAAGAACAAUUGAAAGCACUUUAUAAUCAUGAACAGUUGAAGACUCUUUGCAACGCAGAGCAACAACUGAAGAGUCUGUGUAACCAGGAGCAGCUCAAGUCAUUGCCAGGGAGUCCAGAGAGUAUAAAACCCAUGCCGACAUCUCCACUACUGCCUGGGAGUCCACCAUCAACAUCUGGAUCAUCGCUGUUCUCAAUAGACAAUAUACUGUCACAGAACCGUCCUCUGCUGGCGCACAGACCAACACCAACCUACCCUUACCCGUACCCUCCAAUGCCACAUCUAGCUCCAGAAAUGUUUGCUGCAGCCUACCACCCCCUGCAAAGCUUUUUGAACCCUAUGGAUUUAAUGAGAGCCGGUCAGAAACGGAAGCGACGCCACAGGACGAUAUUCACAGAGGAGCAGCUAGAAGAACUAGAAAACACGUUCAACAAGACGCAUUACCCAGAUGUUUUACUGAGAGAGGAACUUGCGAUGAAGGUUGACCUGAAGGAGGAAAGAGUUGAGGUCUGGUUCAAAAACAGACGAGCAAAAUGGCGUAAAACGAAACGUGAGGAAGAAGCUGCCAGACGUUCUGAUGAUUUAAAAAGGAAAGCACAGCAGACGACAACUGAAUCUUCCUUAAAAGACUCAAAUGAGCGCCUAUGUGUUGAUGUUUGUGAUGACAAAGAGUCUAUGUCAGAUAAUGAGCUAAGAGCCGCAUCAGAACUUUCUUACUCUUCUAAAGAUAACAGAAAUGACAGUUUUUGUGAAAGUGACGUUUCAUGUCCAUCUAGUCCAGUAGAUAUUACCUAUAACACCGUUUCCGGUGAUGAACAAGAACUGCCGCAUGAUAGGUCACGCGAGGGGUCAUCAUGACAUUCUAGUUAAAGAUGUUGAUAUUUAUUUAUUCUGCCAUAAGAAUAUUAGUCAAAUAUCUUAUUGGCUUUAAGUGACUAAAUGUUACUCGGAUCGUCAGACGAAGUUUUCAAGUGCUUAAACCUUCAUGCAGUGGAGUCCUGAAAAAACUUUUACUCGAUAAAUCAAGUUGGAAGAGACCUGUUCAUAUAACGUUCAGUCGGCGGUUUGUGAUAUGUACAUAAGAAUAUAUAAUAUAGAUUUUGCGGGUUGACAUAUGUGAAUUUACAAUUUAUGCCUACAUAUGUAAAGUUUUCUUUUUAUUAUAUUGUUUCCUUGAAAGACCUGACAUAAAGUGGAUAUCUGCAUAAUACUCAUUAAAAUGUUUACAUGAAA
Molecule: messenger RNA, 1593 nt
Organism: Mercenaria mercenaria
Lineage: Eukaryota; Metazoa; Mollusca; Bivalvia; Venerida; Veneridae
Product: homeobox protein OTX-like
Exons: 3
Coding region: 244-1218 (324 amino acids)
Biological process (GO): regulation of transcription by RNA polymerase II
Molecular function (GO): RNA polymerase II transcription regulatory region sequence-specific DNA binding; DNA-binding transcription factor activity, RNA polymerase II-specific
Source: RefSeq, a predicted model, not a curated record